Molecule: messenger RNA, 3567 nt
Organism: Pimephales promelas (fathead minnow)
Lineage: Eukaryota; Metazoa; Chordata; Actinopteri; Cypriniformes; Leuciscidae
Biological process (GO): DNA integration
Molecular function (GO): nucleic acid binding
Source: RefSeq, a predicted model, not a curated record
AUGGCGGGAUAUAUCGGAAAGAUUGAUCCAUUUGAAAAUGCUACGGAUGAUUGGACUUUGUACUGUGAACGAAUCGAGCAGUAUUUCAAAGCUAAUGACAUCGAUGAUGAAAAGCGUGUGUCAGUGUUGUUGAGCGCGAUAGGACGGAAAGCUUAUGCUCUGCUCAGAAGCCUCACCGCUCCCACAAAGCCUGCUGAUCUUAGUUUUGAGAAUAUUGUGAAGAUAAUGCAAGAGCAUCUAGCACCAAAACCGCUGCUCAUUGCAGAACGAUUCAGAUUUCAUAAGCGAAAUCAGAAUGAUGGAGAGUCAAUCGCAGUUUAUGUGGCUGAAUUAAAGAAAUUGUCUGAACACUGUCAGUUUGGGGACGGACUAAACGACGCGCUGAGAGAUCGUCUAGUCUGCGGCAUUUCACAAGAGAGUAUACAGAAGAGAUUGCUCUCAGAGGCAGAUCUAACAUUCAAACGUGCAGUUGAAAUUUCUGUCGCUAUGGAAACGGCUGCUAGAGAUGCAGUUGAGCUGAGAUCAGGAGUGAAACUCUCUGUAAAUAAGGUGACCAUGGCAGGUAAACCUAAAAGAGCACUGCAAAAAGUUGAAAUGUGUUACCGUUGUGACAGGGGCGGACACAAAGCAAAUCAGUGCAGAUUCAAAACUGAAAUGUGCAGAAAGUGCAACAAAGUUGGACACAUACAAAGAGCAUGUCGGUCCGACGUACCACACAUUGAAAAGGAGAGACAGUACAAGGCUCAGAAAAUGAAAAGUAGGAAUGUGCAUGUUGUUGCCCAAAACUCAGAUGAGGAAAGUGACUCAGGGUUGGCAAACUUAGAAAUCUACAGUCUGAAAAAUGACUUAAAACAAGCUAUCUGGCUUACACCUCAAGUGAACGGACAGACAAUCAGAAUGGAAUUGGACACAGGCUCUGCGGUAUCAGUGAUGUCACAGCACGAGUUUGAAAAACAUUUCAAAACGACCAAAUUAAAGCCAUCGCCUGUUAAACUGAAAACAUACACCGGUGAGCCCAUAAUUCCUCUUGGAGUGAUGCCUGUUACUGUAAUGUACAAUGGUCAACAGAGUGAAUUAGAUCUGUAUAUAGUCCGAACAGAGGGACCAGCACUUUGGGGACGUGACUGGUUGAGGAAGUUGCAGCUGGACUGGAAAUCCAUAAAAAAAUUGCAAGUCACAGUUCCUUCAUCGAAGUGCAUCCAGAUGCAACUGGAAAAAGUGCUGGAUGGGGCUGUAGCUGUGUUUCAGCCGGGAAUAGGAACGCUGAAGCAUAUAAAAGGGAAGAUAACACUGAAUGAGAAUGCUGUACCCAAGUUUCACAAGGCGCGGCCGGUUCCCUAUGCUAUUCGUCAGAAAGUGGAAAAUGAGCUGGACCGGUUGGAAGCUGAAGGAAUACUUUCAAAGGUUGAUUGGAGUCCCUGGGCAACUCCAGUUGUUCCGGUUGCCAAGAAAGAUGGAACUGUUAGACUUUGCGGGGAUUUUAAAGUCUCAGUCAACCCGGAAUUGCAGGCAGAACAAUAUCCACUACCGAGAAUAGAGGAUAUUUUUGCCACACUUGCAGGCGGACAGCUCUUCAGUAAAAUAGACUUGGCGGAAACAUAUUUACAGAUGGAAAUGGAGGAGGACUCAAAAGUGUUCUUGACUAUCAAUACUCUCAAGGGGUUGUAUCGCUAUAACAGGCUUGUUUUCGGCGUCGCCUCAGCACCGGCCUUGUGGCAAAGGGCUAUGGAUCAGGUACUUCAGGGUUGCCCUGGUACCCAAUGUUACCUCGAUGACAUCAUCGUCACAGGUGACAGUGACAGUAGUCACUUGGAGAACUUAGCAUGUGUCUUAAAGAGAUUGGAAGAGUAUGGACUGCGCGCAAGACGUGACAAGUGUGAGUUUUUCAAAGACACCAUCACGUAUUGUGGACAUAAAAUUGAUGCGAGUGGUCUGCACAAGUGUCAUGACAAGCUAAGAGCUGUCGCAGAGGCUCCACAACCGGAAAAUGUCUCACAAUUGAGGUCCUUCCUUGGAUUUGUCAAUUACUACAAUAGGUUUUUGCCAAAUCUAGCUACUGUUCUCCAUCCUCUAAAUGCCUUGUUACAAGCUGGAAAGAAAUGGAUAUGGACAAAGCAAUGCAGGCAAGCUUUUCAGGAAGCAAAGAACCUGGUGAUGUCAGACACAGUUCUUACUCACUAUGAUCCACACAAGCCACUAAAGCUGGCAUGCGAUGCCUUACCAUACGGCAUAGGUGCGGCGUUGUCUCACGUGAUGGGUGAUGGAACGGAGCGCCCCAUAGCCUUUGCAUCUCGCUCCCUCAGUGCUGCAGAGAAGAACUAUGCACAAAUUGAUCGGGAAGCUCUGAGCCUGGUGUGGGGCGUAAAACGAUUCAAUCAGUAUCUGUAUGGAAACAACUUUACCUUGGUUACGGACCAUCAGCCGUUGGUUUCCAUUUUUAAUCCUCAGAAAGGAAUUCCACUGACUGCAGCAGCACGGAUUCAAAGGUGGGCGUUGUUUCUUGGAGGACAUAGAUAUCAGAUUGAAUUCAAAAGAACACACAGACACGCUAAUGCUGAUGGGCUAUCACGUCUACCAUUGGAUGGGUGUGAUUCAAAGACAGAGAACGUAAGCACGCCUUUGGACGUUUUUACCAUUGCUCAGCUUGAGAGUUCUCCUGUUACAGACGAAAUGAUUCGGAGAGAAACCAGUAGAGAUCCUACAUUGUCUCAGGUAUAUUUGGCUAUACAGUCUGGCUGGAAUGCAGAGCAGAAGACUCGUUUCACACAAUUCUACCAGCGCCGUGAUGAACUAGCUCUAGAUGGUGGUUGCAUCAUGUGGGGAUUAAGAGUUGUUGUACCUCCUAAGUUGCGAACUCGAGUGUUGGAGGAGCUUCAUGUUGGGCAUCUAGGAGUGGUAAAGAUGAAAGCACUUGCGAGAAGCUUUGUAUGGUGGCCUGGAAUAGACCAGCAGAUCGAGCAGCUCGCCAUGCAUUGUUCAGGAUGUCAACAUGUGCAAAAGAUGCCAAAGACUGCACCUCUCCAAACGUGGGAGUGGCCUGCGUUACCGUGGCAAAGAAUCCAUGUUGACUUUGCGGGUCCUUUCAUGGGCACCACAUUUCUGGUUGUGGUUGAUGCGUGUUCAAAGUGGCCAGAAGUGUUCAGUAUGACCUCCACAACCGCCACACAAACUGUGACGGUUCUGAGAGAACUUUUCGCAAGGACUGGUGUACCAGAACAGCUGGUGAGUGACAAUGGUCCCCAGUUCAUAUCUGAGGAGUUCCAGAUCUUCUUGAAGAACAAUGGAAUCAAACAUGUGACCUCAGCGCCCUACCACCCAGCUACAAAUGGCUUAGCUGAGAGAUUUGUGCAAAGCUUGAAAAAUGCACUACGGGCCAUGACAAGCGAAAAGAUCACACUGAACCAGAAACUGCAAAAUUUCUUGUUUGCAUUUCGAAAUGCGACUCAUGUCACCACAAAUCGAACACCUGCCAUGUUGUUCCUGGGUAGAGCCUUACGUUCAAGGUUGGAUUUUUUGAGACCCAAUUUGAGGAGGAUUGUACAUGACAAACAAAUGAAGCAGUCAUAA